Tetrahymena thermophila SB210 is the source of this 3387-nucleotide messenger RNA. RefSeq lists its product as hypothetical. The transcript is spliced from 5 exons. Lineage: Eukaryota; Ciliophora; Oligohymenophorea; Hymenostomatida; Tetrahymenidae. The record is from RefSeq and is a predicted model, not a curated record. Gene Ontology annotation, cellular component: cytoplasm; ubiquitin ligase complex. Gene Ontology annotation, biological process: positive regulation of proteasomal ubiquitin-dependent protein catabolic process; protein polyubiquitination; ubiquitin-dependent protein catabolic process. Gene Ontology annotation, molecular function: ubiquitin protein ligase activity; ubiquitin conjugating enzyme binding.
AUGAGUUUUUAAUCUAAUAGCACAGAUACUAAGACAUAUACGCCUCCUUUUAAAACGAAGAAUAGGGAUUAAGGAAAGGACCCUAUUUUCUUUUAUACAAAGUUGAAUAAAGAUUUGAAAGAAAAAAUUCAAGAAGAAUUUUAAUAUAAGCUAGAAGAUGAUUAUAUAUAUUUAUUGCUAGAAUCUUACAGAAGAGACUGUUUUCAUGAAAUGAUAAAAGUCAUAAUAAUGCUUCUAUUUAGAGAUGAAAAGUCUUUCUUUAGUUUUUUUAAAAAAUAAAACAGCAAAACACACAUCUAAUGUCUAUAUGGAGAGGGUUAUGAUGUUUAAUAAUUAAAAAAUUAAUCAGAUCCUACAUAUUAUCUAGAUUUAAUGAAUAAGUAUUUAAGAAUAGGAAAUUAGUACAGUUUUAUAAAAUGCAAUCUUUGUUAUAACCUAUUCUAAAAAAUUAAUAAUAACUACUAAAAAUUUAGAGAUUAAUUACCUUAGGUGUUUGAAUAUGUCAUAUAUAAAUACAACUAAACUCCUAAGGCGUAUCCAUUUGAAAAAUACAAAGAGAAUCCUGGAAAUAAUACCCUUAAAAUUCGUUUAUGCUUUUUAGCAACUUAUGCUUAAAAUUUAUGCACAAAAAAAGACAGUGAGAAUGAACCAUUUUUCAUUUUUUAACAAGCUUAUUGUAAUUUUGAUAAGCUAGAAGAUACUUAUUUGCAGGAGACACUAAAAUCAGGAAGAUUUUUUGUGGUUUCUAAUAAAAAUAAUACAAAAAAAUAUGCUUUCUCAGAUAUGCCUGUUGUUGUAGAUUUUACUGAUGAAGAAAUAAAUCAACCCUCUUUGUAUCUUAUAGAUUGGUAUGAGGAUCUUUAAGAUUAUAUGAUGCAAAUAUCUGGCUCAAUCUCAUACCCAAAAACUCUUUCAUAAGAUAUAUAUAGAAGCUUGUAAGUUAGGCUAGAAAAAGAACUAGGUAAUUUUAUUAAUUGUGAUUUGCUAAGAGGAAAACUUAGAGAAGAUCAAUAUAAUAUUACCCUUUGGAUAGAAGCAAGAAAAAUUUAAAAAGAAAUAAUAUAAAAAUCAAAUAUCUUAGAAAAAGAGUAAAAAAUUAUAAGAAUUUUUGACUAUGAAGAUAAUUUGAUUUAACAAAGACAAAUUGAUCCUUUUGAAGUUGAAUAUAUAGAUCCAGAACAUAAAUGCAAAUUUAUUUACGGCGAUGGGCUAGAAAUUACAAAUUACCUUCUUCCUAAUGAGUAUGACUCGGUUCUCAUAGAGAAUUAUCCUGAAAACGAAAACGAGGUUUCCUUCUUCUAAGAAUUUAAAUUAAAUUAUCAACUGAUUUUAAGCAUAAAAAAGAAAAAUUAAUAAUUAUAUGUUAAAUGCCUUAAUUAUGCCUUGGCUAAAGAGUUUUAUAAUUACUUUAUAAACAACCAUUUAGUUAAAGAUAAACAAAACAGACUGAUAUCUAAACCUCUAAUAACAGAAAAUCUCUAUACAAAUAAAGCUAUGUAUGUUAUGAAGGUCUAAUAUGAGGUUAUACAUAAUCUGCAAGGGCAAUAAACUAUUGAAUAGGUAUUUGAUUUAUUUAUAAAAAAUAGUUACAAAAUAGUCGAAAAUAAAAAUAACGUAUAAAAUCAAAACUAAAAAAUCUGCUAUUUGCUAUUUGAUAAGAAAGAAACUGGUGACAUCAUUAAAGAAACAUUAAAUUAACAAUUAGCUUAUGGUAUCAGAUUUGUUAGCAUGGAUAUGUAAGAAAUUAAAUAAGGUAAAAUAACUAUCGAUCAUAAAGUCUAUAUUUAUUAUGAAGAAUUGCUAAAGAAAAUAUAUCCGAAUGAAUAUAAAAUACUCCUACCAAAUGAAUAAGAGUACGAAGAGAAGGAAACUGUCCAAUAAUUACUUCAAAAAAAGACACAACUUGUUAAAAAAUAAAUAAUUAGAUUUUUUGACGAUCCAAAAGACAAUUCUAAAGUCAACAUUUUAAUUUAAUCGGAUACUGACAAGUUGGUUUUCAAAGGUUUAUAUGAAAUUCAAAUGGUUAUUAAGCCUAAAGAUAUUUACUAAUUAAAAGACACAUACCAAUAUCAUAUUUUUACUAAUGAGGAUGCUAAGAAUAAGCUCAAAGAAUUAAGCAUAAAUAAUUCAAUUUACAUUCACCAUAAUCACUAAUUAAAUAGGUUAGAGUUUUAUACUUAUUAAACAGCAAAACAGUCUAAAAAUUUAGUUAAAAAAGUCAUUUAAGAAAUUGAAGAAUACAUUAAUAAAUACAAGGUUAGCGUAUCUUUCAAUAUCUAAUAAAGUAAUUCUAAGGGCUUAGUUGAAUAUCUUAAAAUCAAAGGCUUCCCUUACUAAUACGAACAUAAUAAAAUUUAAACAAAAAUUGUUUACACUUAAUUUAAAGAAUAACUAAACUAUAUAAAUGAAAAUUUUAUGAAGCCUCUUCACUAAAAUGUUGAAGAUUGCUAAAUUUGUUAUGAUACUUAGGAGUUGUUUAAACUUUCUAAUUGUUAAUGUAAAACUGUUUGCAAGUCAUGUUUGAAAGCGCAUAUAAAAGAUGAAGUUAUAACUUCUCUGACUCACUUUAAAGCAUAAAUUAUUUGCCCUUCUUGUAAUAAAUAACCGAUAUCAAUCAGAGAUAUAAAUAAAAUUUUUGAUAAAUUUGCUCUUUAAGAUUUAUUCAAGAUGAGAUUCAAAUCAGGCAUCGACCAUCUUAAAAACGAAAAUGGAUAAAGAAUCUUUAAAGGAUGUGAUUUCCCUGAUUGCAAAGGUAUUAUGAGAAUUCCCUACAUUGUAACUAAAGAUACUAGUGAUCAUUGGUAAUGUCCUAUGUGUUAGUACGAUUAUUGCAUAAAACACAUAUUAAAUUAAUAAUAUCAUUUACCUCUACAUGAUGUGCAUGAAAAUUUGAUUUCUUGUGAAGCAUAGAUUAAAGAUGUAGGUAUAAAUGAUUUAGAAGAAUUAGGAGUGAUAAAGGUAUGUCCUAACUGCAAAGCGAAAUUUUCUCAUGAAGAAGGAUGCAAUCAUCUUACUUGCAAAGAGUGUAAAUGCCAUUUCUGUGCUAUCUGCAAUUGGUAUGAACUAUAGUAAAAAGAUAUUUAUAAGCACUUGUAGGAAUUACAUUCAGGACAUAGUUCUAAUAAACCUGUUAGCCUUAAAACUGCUAAUCAAGAAACAAUAGAAAAGCUUCAAAAAAAAUUAGAGAAAAGACAAAAUAAUAUAAAGGAGGGUAAAAUUUUAAAAGCAGAUAGUGAUGAAGAAGACAAUGUUUUCUAAAAGCUUAAGCUACCAAAAUCAUGUCGCUUUUAACUAGGUGAUGUAGACGAAAACCUAUUAAAAGUUCUCUUCCAUGAAUCAGAUUUUUAAUUAUAGUAAUCACAAGUUUCUAAAGUAUUUAAUUACUGA